AUGUCGAACUUUAUCAGAUCAACUAAAUCAAAUUUCAAAUUCGGUGCUCACGUCACAAUCAAAGGUGGUAUCUCAAAUAGUGUAACAAACGCUCAUAAUAUAGGCUGUAAUGCAUUUGCUUUGUUUUUAAAAUCUCCUAAAAAAUGGCUUUCUCCACAAUACACCAACGAAGAAAUUUCAAAAUUCAAAGAGAAUUGUAUCAAAUUCAAUUAUAACCCUUUGACUGAUAUCCUACCACAUGGUCAAUAUUUCAUCAACCUUUGUAAUCCAGAUCCAGAAAAAGUCACAAAGAGUUACGAAUCAUUCAUCGAUGAACUGAAUCGUUGUGAAUCAUUAGGUAUCGGUCUUUACAAUUUACAUCCAGGCUCUGCAAUUAAUGGCGAUUUCGAGACUCAAUUGAAACAAUUAGCCACGCAUAUCAACAACGCCAUCAAUGAAACAAAAUUUGUUAAAAUUGUAUUGGAGAACAUGGCUGGUAAUGGUAAUCUAAUUGGUGCAAAAUUAUCUGAUUUUAAAACUAUAAUAAACGAAAUCGAACCUAAAAAUAGAAACCGUAUUGGAAUUUGCAUUGACACUUGUCAUACUUUCGUGGCAGGCUUUAAUCUAUUAGAUGAAGACUCUUUCACUCAAUUUUGGAAAGAUUUUGAUGAAAUUAUUGGUCUCAAAUAUUUAAGUGCCAUUCAUUUAAAUGAUUCAAAGGCACCUACUCUAUCGAACAAAGAUCUUCAUGAAAAGAUCGGUCAAGGGUUCCUGACACUAAACUUCUUCCAUAAUUUGGUAACUUCAAACUUGGAUUUUUUGAAAAAUAUACCAAUUGUAUUAGAAACACCUAUAACAAACAAUAUCAAAUUCGAAGAAUACGGUGAAGAAAUCAAAAUGUUAGAAUGGUUGGAAGAACUAGGUCCAGAUGUUAAAGAUAAUCAAGAAUUUUUAGAUAAAUUCGAAGCUUUACAAAAAUUAGGUGAAUCUUCACGUAAAGAACAACUACAAAAAUUCCAAACGAAGCAGUCAAAAACUACCAAGAAAAGAAAAGCUACUAAUGGCUCAAUAGACAUUACUAAACAACUAUCAAAGAAAUCUAAAACAGUAAAAUAA
Messenger RNA from Kazachstania africana CBS 2517, 1095 nucleotides. RefSeq names its product DNA-(apurinic or apyrimidinic site) lyase APN1 (gene APN1). The record is from RefSeq and is a predicted model, not a curated record. Gene Ontology annotation, molecular function: zinc ion binding; DNA binding; DNA-(apurinic or apyrimidinic site) endonuclease activity. Gene Ontology annotation, biological process: base-excision repair. The coding region runs from base 1 to 1095 and encodes 364 amino acids. The transcript has a single exon. NCBI's taxonomy places the organism in Eukaryota, Fungi, Ascomycota, Saccharomycetes, Saccharomycetales, Saccharomycetaceae. Gene Ontology annotation, cellular component: nucleus; mitochondrion.